Trematomus bernacchii (emerald rockcod) is the source of this 3315-nucleotide messenger RNA. Its product is annotated as guanine nucleotide-binding protein G(o) subunit alpha-like. The record is from RefSeq and is a predicted model, not a curated record. The transcript has 5 exons. NCBI's taxonomy places the organism in Eukaryota, Metazoa, Chordata, Actinopteri, Perciformes, Nototheniidae. Bases 9 to 761 code for a protein of 250 amino acids. Gene Ontology annotation, cellular component: heterotrimeric G-protein complex. Gene Ontology annotation, biological process: G protein-coupled dopamine receptor signaling pathway; adenylate cyclase-modulating G protein-coupled receptor signaling pathway. Gene Ontology annotation, molecular function: GTPase activity; GTP binding; G-protein beta/gamma-subunit complex binding.
AUGCUAAGAUGGUGUGUGACGUGGUCACUCGUAUGGAGGACACAGAGCCUUACUCCGCCGAGCUGCUCGGCGCCAUGAUGCGCCUGUUGGUCCGACUACAGGCAACCAGGAGUGUUUCCAGCCGCGCCCGCGAGUACCAGCUCAACGACUCAGCGCAGUACUACCUAGACAGCCUAGAUCGGAUUGGUGCACCAGACUACCAGCCCACAGAGCAGGAUAUCCUGAGGACCCGAGUGAAGACCACAGGCAUCGUCGAGACACACUUUACCUUCAAAAACCUCCACUUCAGGCUGUUUGAUGUGGGAGGUCAGAGGUCGGAGAGGAAGAAGUGGAUCCACUGUUUUGAGGACGUCACCGCUAUUAUUUUCUGCGUGGCGCUCAGCGGAUACGACCAGGUGCUGCACGAGGACGAGACCACGAAUCGCAUGCAUGAGUCUCUGAUGCUGUUCGACUCAAUCUGCAACAACAAGUUCUUCAUCGACACCUCCAUCAUCCUCUUCCUCAACAAGAAGGAUCUGUUUUUAGAGAAGAUCAAGAAGUCUGCACUCAGCAUCUGCUUCCCCGAAUACACAGGACCCAAUACCUACGAUGACGCAGCAGCUUACAUUCAAGCACAGUUCGAGAGCAAGAACCGCUCUCCAAAUAAGGAAAUCUACUGUCACAUGACCUGCGCCACAGAUACAGGAAACAUCCAGGUGGUGUUUGACGCCGUGACCGACAUCAUCAUCGCUAACAACCUCCGAGGGUGUGGCUUGUACUGAGCCCGCCCCACACACCCCGUAAUGUCCUCCGCCUUUGUCCCCUCUUCUCUCUCGCCCCUCCUGUCCUCCUCCCCCUCCUCGUUCCUGUUCCUUUGACACUGCUGUGGAAAUGGUGAUGAUGACGAUGAUGAUUCUGCUGAUUAUUUAAAGAAAAAAAGAAAGAACUAGGUACAUAUUAAUAUUGAGGAUAAUUAAAAAAAAUAGGCAUACGUAUAUAUAAAAAAAAGAUAUAUAUAUAUAAUGUUUUUAGUUCUUGUCUCUUCUCGCUCCGACUUCUCCUCCAGUUUAUUUUUGGCCGGCUGCCAGGCAAAUUAAUUUGUAUUAGUAAAAAAUCACGAAACCUUGCGACCUGGAAAACGUCUUGAACAAAGUCAUUGAAAGCCUCCGCUCCCCGUCCUGCUCCCUUUUUCUUUUCCGCUGUGUCUUUUGUUGUUAACAAAAACAAAACCUGUUCUUUUUUUGGCUGUUUUUUUGUAUUACUACUAUGAAUCUGUUUUAUUUUUGUCGAUUGUGUGUAUAUUUAUUACAUGACUAUCAGUCUGUACACUGAUUUUUAUUCACAUUUUGCCUCACCUUGACACCUCUUAUUUGUGUAUUAGUUGUUUUUCUUGGUAUAGUAGUGAUUAUGUAAUAACAAUUUUUGCAGAAAUGUGUGCAAAUGUUGAUAGCACUAAAGAUCACCAGGCAGGUUGGCGAUAACAUUAAAUAAAAAACUUGAGACCUGCUGAAACUGACAACACCAAUUUUAGCGUACAGUAAGUCUUUUGUUUACAUUAGCCUUUUUGAAAUCAAAACAUUUCUUUUUUAACAAGUUGUAUCAUUUUAUUGCCCCCCAAUUCAGUUUUCAUUCAACAGGCAGUAAAGCUUCCUGUUUCCCACUACAGGCCUUAGCCAUUUGCCAACCGUCAGUUGUGGCCGAGUCUGAGAGCCAAUAGGCAAUGUGCUAAAUGUCCCAUCAGUGCCAUGUAACAGAGGUACUGUUCUGUAGAUAGCUACGCUUUUUAGAAGCAGGUACACAACGUCAUAACUCUACCUUCCACACUGUUAUGACCUACUAAUAUUCUCCAUGUGAGGAACCUUCCUCCUGGGUUUUGAUUAAUUUAUUAGUUAAUGUAUUGAUAGAUCACCUUUCUUACACAUACCACUUUCUCUCUCAUUCUCUGCAAUUUCACACCACCAUCAUGCCUUUACUUCUCUCACCUCCACCCAUCUCUCUUUCUGUUGCAUGUCGUCCUGAUUUCCUCCCUCCUCUUCUCUUCCUACUAAAGCCCUGACACAGAUAGCAUGAGAUACUCAAGCCUUUGUAUAAAGAGACCAGUUCAUUCAUAAAACUACAAAAAAAAGCUUCACAUAGAUACUGUUGAGAUAAUACGAUAACAAAAGAAAACGUUUUAAUAAAAAUUGCAAAAGAUGAAUAAAAAAGAUACACCAGAAAAGAGCUCAAAAGACGGAUAGCAGCUACAGAACGAGGCGAGGGUUGGUUCCUGAUGGAGGGGGUCCAAUACAAAUAAAGGUUGUGUUGGAGGAUGGAAGAAGACGUGUAGAGUUGAAGAUUCUUGCAGUAACACAACAAAUUCAAACAGUUAAAAAUAAAACACAAAAAAUAAUUAAACCAACGAGCGAGGGUCUUACAACAUGAACGACUACGAUCACAAUGAUCCUGAUAUAUUCUCAAAAGGUCUUUCUUGUGCUUUGUAGCUAUGACACGUUUUUUUCUCUAUGUCUCAGUUUUCUAAUAAUAAAGCUGUUUUGCAAAGGGUUUUGACAGCGAGCUGAUAUGGGACCACGACGAUCUCCGACUGACCCCGUGUUGUUGUAAUGCUCUGAACUGUGCCCCCCCCCCCCCCCUCUCCUUUUACCUUUUUGCCUGUUUCCCUGCAUUAGAACCGUGUCCUCACUUUAGCCUGACUCCGAACGAUUAAAUAUAAUAUUAUAACGAUAUCUAUUUUUUAUUAUUUCAGAAGAAAUGAACCACUUUUUUUGGGGAGAGCACGUUUCUCGCUGUGUCCGCUAGUUAGGGACGCCGCAUGUUCACACAUCAACGCUGUAUAAAGUCAUGCUCCUUUCUCCUUCUUCUGUCUCCUUUCAGUUUAAUACACGCCUUCCAGGUCUACAAUGAAAAGCACAGUUCUCACGUAACACACACACACACUUGCAGGCACUCACACAAACACACACACAAAAUAAGUAGAUUUGGAAAGUUGUUAUCUGUUCAUACCUAAUCUAUGUUAUCCCUCAUCUAUCUAUAUAGACCUCUUUUUCUUGCCUUCUUGAUUUCUAGUUUUGAAAAGAGAAAAUACUGUGUAUAAUGACAUGAUAUACCUGUUUCUUUGGCAUUCUGUUCCUGUUCCCUUCAUUGUUUUUUAUUUUAACCUCUGUUCUGUUCUUUACCCAGUGAAUGCUUUUCUGUGCAGCUUUCUUUUUCUCUCUCUCUCUCCCUCUACUCCUUUUUAGUGAAUGGUUGUUAUUUCAUGUGGGAUGUCCGUGCUGGAAAAACCAAUCGAAUGUAGUGUUUACAUUAAAAAGCCACUGUUUUCAUGACUACAAAAAAAUC